Molecule: messenger RNA, 1054 nt
Organism: Cuscuta europaea
Lineage: Eukaryota; Viridiplantae; Streptophyta; Magnoliopsida; Solanales; Convolvulaceae
Source: the annotation of a GenBank genome assembly
AACAAAGGACUCUUAAUUAGAGCCAUCUGCCCGAUUCAUCGUUCAUCCAUUUUCAUCCGAUUCAUCGUUUGUCCCACGUCUGCUCUAUCUCUUGCGGUCUCGCCUCUCGACCUGUGUUCUGAGCUUCAGAUCUCCGAAUCUGUUUUUUUACUUCACUCAUUUGGGCAUCGGCGUAUUUGGGACCUGGGAUUCGAAUUUCUCCUUCACCUAAUCUGCGGGUGGAAACGUCCUGGCAGCUAAAAAGUGAUAUUUGAGGAUGGGUAAUGCUUCUUCAAUGUUAACCCAGUAUGACAUUGAAGACGUCCAAGACCACUGUAACCAUCUCUUUAAUCAGCUAGAAAUAUUAUCACUAUACCAGAGGUUCUGCCAGCUUGAUAGGAGCGCGAAGGGGUUCAUAUCAGCCGAUGAGUUUCUGUCAGUUCCGGAGUUUGCCAUGAAUCCCCUCUCCCAGAGAUUGCUCAAGAUGGUAGAUGGAUUAAACUUCAAGGAAUUUGUAGCUUUUUUGUCAGCCUUUAGUGCCAAAGCAAGCAUGAGGCAAAAGAUUGAACUUAUCUUCAAGGUAUAUGAUUCUGAUGGAAAUGGGAAGGUGUCAUUCAAUGACAUGAUUGCGGUUCUUCAGGACUUAAGUGGCGCAUACAUGUCAGAUAAGCAAAGAGAGGAUGUUUUGAGCCGUGUUUUGCAUGAGGCUGGUUAUACAAGGGACUCCUUAUUAUCUGUGGAUGACUUUGUUAAGGUGUUUGAUCAUCCUGGCUUGAAGAUGGAGGUGGAGAUCCCAGUUGACUAGCAGCACCAAUUCUUGUUAUUCUACAACAGUACAACUGCAGAGUCUGCGGACUGCAGUGGAGUUUUGAGUUCAUAUUGUUCUGCCAAAUAGUCGUGUUUUUGUUUUACAUUCCCUCCUCCCUUUUGAGAAGUAAAGCCGUAAAGGUGUGCAAAAAGACACACAUUAUAUGAAAUUUAUUUUGACUAAUGGGCUAUGUUUCUGCUAUUUUGCCUCAAUGUCCAAAUAUAGCUGUUCUGGAAACACAAAUAUCAAUUUAUUUUACCUAAUCCG